Molecule: messenger RNA, 494 nt
Organism: Glossina fuscipes
Lineage: Eukaryota; Metazoa; Arthropoda; Insecta; Diptera; Glossinidae
Product: voltage-dependent calcium channel type A subunit alpha-1-like
Exons: 2
Coding region: 237-494 (85 amino acids)
Source: RefSeq, a predicted model, not a curated record
UAAUAUAACAAUAUUUUUCUAUAUAAAUCUUAUUAAGACACGCCUCUUUAAAUCUAAUAUAAAAAGAAAAGAUAAAGCAUUUAUGCUAAGAUCACAUUUUAUAGUAUAUACGUAAUGUAUACUUUAAAUAUUUUAUUAUGUAAAUCAUGCCCAAUAAGUGCAACUUUAUUAAGCAACUGUUGAGCCAUAGUUGACAAACGGUUUACAAGCGGAUUAUCUUCAUUCAAUUUGCAAGAAUGUUGGGUGGUGUGGCUGGUCGACAUAUGUCGAAUCGUCGUCGAGGCUCAUCGCCUAUGGUGCGCUUAAGUGCUGGUCUGCCGGUAGCCAGCAGCUUAGACGGCAGCGGAAGUAUAGGGGGUGAAAGUGGUCCUGCGGGAAUAAAUGCCCAAUAUGCACCGAAAAUACCACCGAGACGUCGACGGGCCGUUACAACCAGUGAUUAUAAGAGUUGUGCUCUUAUACAAACGCGGCUUAAACUGGGUGAUAUUAUGUAA